AUGUCAUCACCUCUGACUCUUGUCUGUCUUUUUCUUCUCCUCUCAUUCACCUCACACCCAGUCCUUACCAACAUCGUGACAGAUGGUGGCGCUCUGCCAAAGCUAGAGACGGACCUUUCCGGGGUGCCCCUCCAUCUGAUGAAUGAUGAAGUGGCUGUGAAUGUGGACGAGAAUGAGGAGCUGGAUGGGCCUGAUGAGGGCGAUGGAAGAGAGGGUGGCCUCAUGCCAGCUGCAUUGCGUAGCCGCUGGAGAAGGAUCAACUGUGGUCCUCGUCAUGGAAGUAGAAGGUCCCAACGCUUGCCACGUCCAUCUCAUCCUCCUCGUCUUCCUCAAAGAUCAUUUGCUCUUGCCUGA
Messenger RNA from Echinococcus granulosus, 354 nucleotides. RefSeq lists its product as hypothetical. Bases 1 to 354 code for a protein of 117 amino acids. Lineage: Eukaryota; Metazoa; Platyhelminthes; Cestoda; Cyclophyllidea; Taeniidae. The transcript has a single exon. The record is from RefSeq and is a predicted model, not a curated record.